Mustela lutreola (European mink) is the source of this 1561-nucleotide messenger RNA. RefSeq names its product mitochondrial ornithine transporter 1. Gene Ontology annotation, molecular function: L-ornithine transmembrane transporter activity. The transcript is spliced from 7 exons. Lineage: Eukaryota; Metazoa; Chordata; Mammalia; Carnivora; Mustelidae. Gene Ontology annotation, biological process: mitochondrial L-ornithine transmembrane transport. The record is from RefSeq and is a predicted model, not a curated record. Bases 346 to 1251 code for a protein of 301 amino acids.
GCGCGGGCCGGGGGUCCCGUGACCUGCGCGGGGCCGAGUGCGCCGCCUAAGCCGCGGACUUCCGCUUCCCCGCGCCGGCCCCGCGCUGCCAGCCCCCAGCCGCAGGGGAGCUCCGGGCCCCGGGGGCCGCCGCCCUUUGCGCUCCCCCGCGGGUGGGCGGGGCGGAGGGCCGGCCCGCGGCGGACGUGGGUGUUAAGCGGCUGCCCGGGCGGCGGAGGCAGAGCGGCGAGCCGGCGGCGGAGCCCGAGCAGCACGCGCGGCCAACUGUCCCGGCGGGAUAUGAGACACCCGUCAUAAGCUCCGGAGAGUUGCCUUCCACAGAGACCAGCAGAGGAGUGGGCCAACAUGAAGUCCAGUCCUGCCAUCCAAGCUGCCAUUGACCUCACAGCGGGGGCUGCAGGGGGCACAGCCUGUGUACUGACCGGGCAGCCCUUUGACACCUUGAAAGUGAAGAUGCAGACGUUCCCUGACCUGUACCGGGGCCUCACCGACUGCUGCCUGAAGACUUACUCCCAGGUGGGCUUCCGCGGCUUCUACAAGGGGACCAGCCCAGCGCUGAUCGCCAACAUCGCCGAGAACUCGGUCCUCUUCAUGUGCUACGGCUUCUGCCAACAGGUGGUGCGGAAGGUGGUUGGAUUGGAGAAGCAAGCCAGGCUGAGUGAUCUGCAGAACGCAGCCGCGGGUUCCUUCGCCUCUGCCUUUGCGGCCCUGGUGCUCUGUCCCACUGAGCUCGUCAAGUGCCGGCUGCAGACCAUGUAUGAGAUGGAGUCGUCAGGGAAGAUCGCCAGAAGCCACAACACAGUCUGGUCCGUGGUGAAGAGCGUCCUCAGGAAGGACGGCCCCUUGGGCUUCUACCACGGCCUCUCCAGCACCUUACUCCGAGAGGUGCCCGGCUAUUUCCUCUUCUUUGGCGGCUACGAGCUGAGCAGGUCGUUUUUUGCAUCAGGGAGAUCGAAGGAUGAGCUAGGCCCUGUCCCUUUGAUGUUAAGCGGUGGAGUUGGUGGGAUCUGCCUCUGGCUUGCUGUAUACCCAGUGGAUUGUGUCAAAUCCAGAAUUCAAGUUCUUUCCAUGUCUGGAAAACAGGCAGGAUUUAUCGGAACCUUUAUAAGCAUUGUGAAAAAUGAAGGAAUAACGGCCUUAUAUUCUGGACUGAAACCCACAAUGAUCCGAGCGUUCCCUGCCAAUGGGGCGCUCUUUCUGGCCUACGAAUACAGCAGGAAGCUGAUGAUGAGCCAGUUCGAAGCCUACUGAAGUGUCCUGGCAAAACGAGGUCCACGUCUAGGCACGUGACCACGACAGUUCAUCUCAGGGUUUCAGGGAGUACAAGACCAAUGGGGAAUUAUUUUGGUUUCAUAGGCAUUCUGUUUUGGUCUUCCCUUAUACUCUAAAUCUUAAACUUUGUGAAAAGGGACUCCAUUUUAUCCUAUUAAUUUCUGCCCAUAAUCGUACUGAAAUUAAACUCAGUUGCUGCUCUUGUGCUUGGUGGGACAUUUAGGGUGAGCCGCCGGCCCUGCACAGGAUCUGAAAGGCUAAAUAUAGUUCUUUCGGGAUUUUGCAUGAA